This is a messenger RNA of Otolemur garnettii (small-eared galago), 741 nucleotides long. RefSeq names its product ribosomal protein S9 (gene RPS9). Gene Ontology annotation, biological process: positive regulation of translational fidelity; translation. Gene Ontology annotation, cellular component: cytosolic small ribosomal subunit. Lineage: Eukaryota; Metazoa; Chordata; Mammalia; Primates; Galagidae. The transcript is spliced from 5 exons. Bases 77 to 661 code for a protein of 194 amino acids. Gene Ontology annotation, molecular function: structural constituent of ribosome; rRNA binding. The record is from RefSeq and is a predicted model, not a curated record.
GCAGCCGAGGAGCAUGAGUUUCUUUUUCUGCUGCUCGGAUCUAGUGUUUGGCGCAGACGGAUAAGCAGCGCCAAACAUGCCGGUGGCCCGGAGCUGGGUUUGUCGCAAAACCUACGUGACCCCGCGCAGACCCUUUGAAAAAUCCCGCCUCGACCAAGAACUGAAGCUGAUCGGCGAAUAUGGGCUCCGGAACAAACGUGAGGUCUGGAGGGUCAAGUUUACCUUGGCCAAAAUCCGCAAGGCCGCCCGGGAGCUGCUGACGCUGGACGAGAAGGACCCGCGGCGUCUGUUUGAAGGUAAUGCCUUGCUGCGGCGACUUGUCCGCAUUGGGGUGCUGGACGAGGGCAAGAUGAAGCUGGAUUACAUCCUGGGCCUGAAGAUAGAGGACUUCUUGGAGAGGCGCCUGCAGACCCAGGUCUUCAAGCUGGGCCUGGCCAAGUCCAUACACCAUGCCCGCGUGCUCAUCCGCCAGCGCCAUAUCAGGGUCCGCAAGCAGGUGGUGAAUAUCCCAUCCUUCAUUGUCCGCCUGGAUUCCCAGAAGCACAUUGACUUCUCCCUCCGCUCUCCUUACGGGGGAGGCCGUCCUGGCCGUGUGAAGAGGAAGAACGCCAAGAAGGGCCAGGGUGGGGCUGGAGCCGGAGAUGACGAGGAGGAGGAUUAAGCCCACCCAUCACCUCCUGGGUUGGAGGAUUGUCUAGUUUUCCAGUCAGAUUAUAAAACAAAGUUGACACUUUGGAGUUA